UAAAAAUUUAUCGGGAGCAGUUUUGACCGAUGAAUUCAAAGGAAACGAUGAAAAUGGUGCUGAAAGUGAGAUGCAUGAAGACACCGAAGAACUGAAUGCCUUGCUCUACUCAGAUGGUGAUAGCGAUUAUACCGAGGACGAUGAAGUUACUAGCACAGGCCAUUCCCCUAGUACAAUGACAGUUCAUGACAAGCAAAAUUGGUUUGAAGAAGUUGCUAGUUCUGAUGGAAUGAAUAAAAAGCGGAAGCUAUUUGAUGAAGUUUAUGAUCAUGUACGAUCCGUCAUGGACACUGCGAGUUCCAAGAAACACAACCGACCUCUGGAGUUGGAGGAUGAUGCCGAAUCCAGUUGUGCCUGCAACAGAAGUUCUGGAUUAAGAGAAGUGGAUUCCUUUACCAGCAACAAGAAGAUGAGAAAGGAAAAAAUCCGCGAAACCAUUAACAUUCUGCAGAACAUAAUUCCCGAUGGUAAGGGAAAGGAUGCGAUGGUGGUGCUGGAUGAAGCAAUCCACUACUUAAAAUCGUUGAAGCUCAAAGCCAAGGCUUUGGGACUCGACUCUCUCUGAGCUUCAAUACGUCACUCGCUUCCAGCAGUGCUUCUAGUUCCGGCUAGGGUGGCGAAAGCGGGAGCGGCCCGGGAGAGGAAGAAUCGAGCUCAAAACCCCUCUUGAUGAAGCAUUUGUUCAAUGAUUGAAGUGGUGAACGAUUUGUUUAUAGGGUUAAGAGAAAGUGACAAGCGCACCUGGGGGAGAAAGAAGGAGAGCAUGGCAUGCGUUGGCAUGGGGACGGGGUGAAUUCAAAGAGAAGAAGGGGAGGGGCCCCACCAAAAGAGGAGAAGAGUGCACGCCCCUUGUGUUUUUUAGGUCCCAACACUUGACUUUCCUCUCACUUUUUGUGUUUACUUGUUAUCUCUCUCUCGGUGUACAGCUUUGCACGGCAAGAAGGCCUUCUCCAGCUCCAUCAUGCUGCCAGCUUGCCACAAGGGGUCC
Messenger RNA from Pyrus x bretschneideri (Chinese white pear), 988 nucleotides. RefSeq names its product transcription factor SAC51-like. The transcript has 2 exons. Gene Ontology annotation, molecular function: protein dimerization activity. The record is from RefSeq and is a predicted model, not a curated record. NCBI's taxonomy places the organism in Eukaryota, Viridiplantae, Streptophyta, Magnoliopsida, Rosales, Rosaceae. The coding region runs from base 71 to 565 and encodes 164 amino acids.